AUGAAAUUAUGUGCCGAGUCGGCUCGGUCCUCUGGUCGGCGGGGGCCGAUGAAUGUUUCGUGCUGCCGGGCUGUCAUGCUGCAGCUGGUGGGAGAGAUCGGUUUUCGACUACCGAUUGAUGCCGAUCCGCUUUGCGUAGAGAAAUGUCUCGAUGCCCCACGGUGGGCGCCAAUUGUAAGAGUUGAGAUGGUUCGGUUCGGCAAAACAAGUAAUGAGGGGAUGUGGGUCGAGACUUUCGUAUUAAAAUGCGCUAUUUAUAGCUUGAGGGGACGUUCGGACCAGCGGUCCUUAGGCGCUCGGACCAGCGGUCCUGGACGAUUAGAUGGACCUCUUGAUUUGGGCCGGCCCAUAUGGAGGGAUGCUAAGCCCACCUCCAACAAGUAUCAGCUCCGUUGGAUGCAUAAACAGAAGAAAUACAUGGGAACCAAUACCGACGUGUACCAUCUUUAUGACCAUCGUCAAUCGCAAGAGCCUCCUGAAAUAAGUAUUGAAUAA
Molecule: messenger RNA, 495 nt
Organism: Microthlaspi erraticum
Lineage: Eukaryota; Viridiplantae; Streptophyta; Magnoliopsida; Brassicales; Brassicaceae
Source: the annotation of a GenBank genome assembly